AUGCGGAGCCGAACCACUCUGAGAUCCCUUGUGAGUGUGUACGUGGGAAUUAAGCGCUCUGAGAACUCACCGAGCAAAGGCGAGCAGAACUCUCUGCUGAGGCUUGUGACAGGCUCCGUCGAGAUCUCCAAUGAUCGUCUCGUUAAGGGCUUCUCUUGGUUGGUAGCCUCAGUGAAGGAGCAGAACCGCAUGUUGAAUGCCCUGAGUAGCCAAGUUGACGGCUUGAAGGCACGCGUUGUGACACCAGUUGGUAACGUUGAUGGACCGGCCGUUUCGGCGCAGGAGGAGAUGCUUGUGAUGCAGAUCAAUGCCAUCAAGCACGAGGUUGGCUCGCUUCCGCGGUCGAGCGACUUGGAGCGACAGCGAGAGCGGACCAUGGCCGAGGUACAGAAUAUCUCGAGCGCCCUCAGUGACCGCCAUCGAGAGUCUGCUGAACGCUUGCAGAAGGAACUCGCCGACGUGACGGAUUCCUUGUGCAACCAGCUGAAGCGCAUCAAUGAUGACGUCUUUUCAAGGCUCGAAAGCCUCGAGCAACGGCCACAGGUCGUGCCGCAACAGGUGCCAACCGCGACGUUGCCAGCGGCAGCAUCGCAGCCGCGGCCCCCAUCACAGCCACAACCGCCGCAGGCGCAGGGAAGCAUCCCGCCUCUUCCGAAUCCCGUCUCUUCCUCCAGCAUUGCCGCGGAAGACACGGAGGAUCACACUGAUGGUUUGGUGGCGUCCGAGACGCCAGCUGUGACGGGAGUCCCUACCUCCGCUGACCAGGCUCUUUUGAGUGCCAUUACCGGGCGCUUGGAAGGCUUGGAGAGGCAAGUUGAGGAGCUGCGCAACGAGGUACGUCAACCUUCUACAUCGCCUGUCGAUGCCAGUCUGCCUUCUGCCGCAGAAACUUCUCUUGCGCAUCAGAGCGCCUCGGAACAUGCCCCCAAUCCCCCCACAAGGGAUGGAGGGGUCAAGCCGGCCGAGACAGCUUUUGUUACGGCUCCGCAAGAGGACGUGGGUCCAGCUCCUGCAGUGCCCAGUUCAGCCGCAGAUUUGCAUGCAAGCUCGCAGCCUGCUGAUGCGGGGCUGGAUGUUGGUGCAGUUCUUUCGGCUGCUGUGGCGGCAGCUACAGAGGCCGCCACAACGGCAGCGACUCAGGCCAUUGCCGAGGCCAAGCAAAGCGAACAAGGGCGUUCAGCGCCUUUGCCGGAGGAGAUGCUCGAUCUGCAGAGGAAGCUGGACACCCUUGCACAGAGCGUGUCCGAAAUACUCAGAUCCCAGGAGGUUCCAGCACAGCAGGAAGCGCAACAGGCACAGCAAACAAAGAGCGCAGAAUCGUUGACAGAGACCCCAUCCACACAAGAGGCCAGUGGAGCCGGCGUUGACUCCAGAAUCCGAUUGGACUUGGCUGCUGUACAGGAGCGGCUAGCAGCAAUGGAAGCAGCUCUGAAGCAGACUGAAGACAUCUUACCUCAGGCUAGGAACGUGCCUCAUUUGGAAGCCACCAUCCACAGGAUGCAGCUGUCUCUCGAGUCGCUUCGCUCGCAGCCAUCGCAGACAUCGCAGCCGCAGCCGCAGCCUGCUAGUGAUGCAAAGGUCGUCACCGCAGUCACACAGGAGGAAGUUCGCAAGGAGCUUCCGGAGCCAGCUCCUGAAGACACAAGCAGAAACAAGGAGGCGCUGCUUUCCAACGAGGAGCUCGAAAGACUGAUGACUCGGCUCCAAGAUGUGGAGGAGCUCCAAGAGAAGGCCGAGAAAAGACUCCAGCAGUUGGAGAGCCGAUCGCGCGAGGUCCGAAGUCGAAGUGGAUCGAUAAUCAGCCUGGACAGAAAGCCGCUAGCCAGCCACAGCACAGCAUCAAAGGCAGCUUCAAAAACCUCCGAGCCCUCCAGCGGAAUGGGCGGAUCAUGGAAGGACGUGCAGGCCGAGCUAGAACGCUUCCGGAAGCUUUUCGAGUUCAUCGAGGGCGUUCUCCCGCAAGAUGCCGCGGCAGCCAUGAAGUUCUUCAACCGUCGUGAAGCAGGCAAGGAAGAGUUGUCCGAGAUGGUGUCCGAUGUUUUUGGAGCUGAUAUCGAGUUCCAGAAUGCGAAGUCGCAGCUUGAGAGCGAGUUCAAGAUGCAGACUCGUGAGCUCCGACGAGAGUUCGACAAGCUCACAUUAGCACUGAAGGGCCUGCAGCGUGAAGUGGACACGUCCGGCAGCAAGGUGGUGGACCUGACCAGACGGACGUCACAGCUUGAGACAGAGGUUCGAACGUCGCCUGCUGUGGCCAUAUCGUCAAUGGAGGAUCCACACCAAGAGCCAAGUCCACGUGGUCCAGGUGAAGGUAGGCGCGACAGCAAGGAGAUCCGCGACAAGGCGCUUCAAGGCCUUUCCCAAGAGCUGCAGCGCGCGAUGCAGGAGCUUCGUGAAGAGAUCCGGCAAUGGAUCGAACUCUUCAAAACCAGUGUGGUGCAAGCUCUACAAACCAAGCCUGAUCAUGAACAAGUCGCGGAAUUCAUCAAGCAGGUGGUGGGAGCAUCAGCGGGUGAGCAAGUGGCGCUCUUCGCCAAGCGGCAGCUCCUAGGCAAGUGUGCAUCGUGUUCAGCGCCUAUCGAUGUUGAUCUGGUUCGCGUGAAGCGACCGCAGCCAAUCGGGCUGCAAGAACACUGGCCUCCGGGCGAGAACGUUGGAGCCAAGGUGGCCAUACGGCCCUUGAACGCGGGGCCAGUGAGUCCACACAGGCCAGCGCAAGGGCUGCUGCUGAUGUCGGCUCCCUGA
This is a messenger RNA of Symbiodinium natans, 2742 nucleotides long. NCBI's taxonomy places the organism in Eukaryota, Dinophyceae, Suessiales, Symbiodiniaceae. The record is from the annotation of a GenBank genome assembly.